Oncorhynchus kisutch (coho salmon) is the source of this 1531-nucleotide messenger RNA. RefSeq names its product SOSS complex subunit B2. Lineage: Eukaryota; Metazoa; Chordata; Actinopteri; Salmoniformes; Salmonidae. The transcript has 6 exons. The record is from RefSeq and is a predicted model, not a curated record. Gene Ontology annotation, molecular function: DNA binding. Gene Ontology annotation, biological process: mitotic G2/M transition checkpoint; response to ionizing radiation; double-strand break repair via homologous recombination. Bases 781 to 1392 code for a protein of 203 amino acids. Gene Ontology annotation, cellular component: SOSS complex.
UGUUCUUCAUUUAUAUUUAUUCACAUGUUUGUCAUAUUUUACAAUACAUUGUAAACAUUACAUUAUAAACCUUUUGAACAUAGAUAGCUAUAGAACCCUGAUAUGUUCUAUGAUUUGGUUGUUUUUGUGCAUUUCUGUGUGGCCCUGGCCUCACCAUCUCGUCGGCAGCGUAUAGGCGCCACCAUGUGGCAAUUUGGCAAACUUACAGUGCAGGACAGGAGAAGAGGUCUUACCUUCAGUUUAUUUACAAUACAUAGCUACAAAGUAAAGCAAGGAUGCAGUAUGAAGCCAGCGCUCUCUUACAAUACCACUUAUCUAAUGUAACUAGCUUCUCAAAAAAAGACCUAACCAAAUAUCCCAAUAUCGCAAAGAGGUUUCUAUACCAUUGUCACAGCCAGUAAUAUGCACAGUCACGGUGGCCGAGAGGUUAAGGCGUUGGACUCGAAAUCCAAUGGGGUUUCCCCGCACAGGUUCGAAUCCUGUUCGUGACGAUUGUUCGCUUUUAGUAUUUGCAGUUGUAUUAAAGAAAACAUACGGCAAAUAUAUUGACAAAAAGCAGUUUCUGCUUAUAUAGGCUUAGUUGGAUUUCGAAAAAAGCUAUAUGGAGAAUUGCUGCUUUAUUAUGGGGGAAUGAGCUCUGAACGUAACACGCCCCCUUGAUAACCAUGUGUUGUUCUCGUCUCCCUAAUUUUGACAGCUGUAAAUUAUUUGAACCUGAUUUGAACGAUUUCCACCAUCACUACUUGUCUCUCUUUCUCGCUUCAGUGACUUUAAUCAAAUAUGUUCGCCAUUGUGCCAAACGAUGCUCAAUUCUUGAUAAAAGACAUAAGGUUGGGAUUGAAGAAUUUAAAUUUAAUCUUUAUUGUGUUGGAAAUGGGAAGGGUAACUAAAACAAAGGAUGGGCAUGAGGUUCGCUCCUGCAAGGUGGCUGAUAAAAGUGGGUGCAUCACCCUGUCUGUGUGGGACGAGGUGGGUGGACUCAUCCAGCCAGGAGACAUCCUCCGCCUCUCACGAGGCUAUGCAUCCCUGUGGAAGGGCUGUCUGACACUCUACACAGGCAGAGGAGGAGACCUGCAGAAGAUCGGAGAUUUUUGCAUGGUCUUCUCUGAGGUGCCAAACUUUAGUGAACCAAACCCAGAGGUACUGGCCCAGGCCAACAGGCCGUCUAAAGUUGAGUCCCAGAACAGUUCUUCUGUCAGUCAAAGCUCCACCCCCUCAGUCCCCACCCUCACAUACUCUUCCAAUGGAUGCUCUCCGCUCUCCCGGAAUCCAACCUAUGGGAGCACAGGACAGCAGACUGGGCGAGGCUCCGGAGGUCCUGGCACCGACCCCAAGCCCACAGAAUCAGUGGGCAACAGCAGGGACCCACGGCAAGGGCUAAAGAGGAAAUGACGCUGGUUUCAAAUCAACACGUAUCUUGGGCCUAGCUGUAUUUUUAUUUAGCAAGUUAAAUCAUUGUUGUUAACAUGGCCAUCAUUUUCUAAGGAAUGUUACACAUUUGGUUCAAAUAAAUAAAUCAUAACUAAAAGAU